Pecten maximus is the source of this 2733-nucleotide messenger RNA. RefSeq lists its product as uncharacterized. The transcript has 6 exons. The record is from RefSeq and is a predicted model, not a curated record. The annotation marks the transcript as partial. Lineage: Eukaryota; Metazoa; Mollusca; Bivalvia; Pectinida; Pectinidae.
AUAGCCGAUGCUUUGGCCAUGCCCGUUCACUGGUACUACAACCCUGACGACAUCAAAGAUGGAUACGGAGGCUGGCUAACAGGAUUUACUGCACCCGCUAAACACCAUCCUUCAAGUAUUAUCACGGUAUCUGCCACUGACAGCAGCGGGAGGACUGGCUGGGGAGAAAAAUCAAAACCAGUAAUUGGAAAUAUCAUUCUCCACGGCAAACUGAAGUACUGGACCAGUCAGGAUCGAUCUAUACACUACCAUCAGGGUAUGAAAGCAGGAGAUAGUACUCUAAACUCCCUGAUGGCGCUACAGAUGCUGAAGACGAUGAUGAAAAUUGACCCGAAAGGCGUAAUGAAUGAACGUGAAAUGAGAGGUCAUGUCCUUGAAGAUUAUGUGAGUUUUAUGACCACACCCUCUACACACAAUGACACUUACGCCGAAUCCUUCCACCGAUCUUUCUUCAAGGACUGGUCAUCAGAGGAAAGUCCUCCGAAGACUGCCUCAGACUUGUUAAGAUGGACAGAAGCAAGAUAUGUCAAGAAGUCCAAGGGUUCUUCAGACCAUCAACUUGUAGUGAUUGGGUCCAUCGUUCCGGCUGUACCCUGGAUAAUACGAAACGCUCACAAGACUGAGUCGGAGUGUGCUGAAUCCACAGUGGAAUUUAUCAAACUGACCCAUCCUGAACCGAGCCUCGUUCCAUAUAUAGACAUGUACGCAAGACUUCUUCACGGGGUCAUCAAUGGCAAAGAUCUUGUUGAAGAGGUCAAUAAGUGCAUGGAACGGUCAGAACUUGGGGGAUCAAGGAAGAAAACAAUGAUACAAGGUUUUUUGGAGCAUGCUAGCAAGUAUCCUCAGGGAUCGGAGGACCAGUUAGGACGCUGUCAGUCAGCAGUAAGCCGGUUAGGGUCGGCAUGUUAUAUAGACGGCGCUAUGAGUAGCCUUCUCUUCCUCGCUGCACAAUUCAACGAAAACUUCAACACAGGUGUUCUUAUGAACGCGAAUAGUGGAGGAGAGAAUUGUCACCGAGGGGCCGCUCUAGGAGCCUUAUUAGGGGCAGCAUCUGCUUACAAGGGACAGAGUAUUCAGCCCUCUCUAAGAGACGGUUUGGGGUCAGCGAGGGAAGGGCUUCUUCAAGUCCUUAAAGAUCUACAAAGUUCAAAUUUAUAGUGAUGAACUUACUAAUUUAUCUUUAACUUAUUACUGGAAACUACACAUUUUACAUGUAUACAGACUUAUUGUCUUAAAAAAAUGUGAUAUGAUAAUUUUUACACUGAAAGCAUACAUAUUGUAGCGGUAAUCUUAUUAUAGCUUUUUCAUAUUGAAAGCAUUCCACUUAAUUAUGAUUGCGCUGAAUGCAAUUUCUGUAUAUUGUUUUCCUCAGAAUGUACUGCUGAUGUGCCAAUUUAUCAGAUAUGAUCUUUUGCACUAAAAAUUAAGUAUGUGAAAAUAGGGAAAUUACAGUAUAUACACUGGCAUAUAUUGUACUUAAAUAUACAUGUAUAUGUACAUAUAUACCAAAACGUCCACCUUGAAACAUGGUUAACUCGAAGACUCAGAUAAUUUUUUUUUUUUUUCAUUGUCCCAGCUGCUUCGAGUACAAGAUGUUUGACUGUACAUCAAAAUAUUAAAAUUGUCUGGUCAAUAUAUAGAAAAAUAUAAAAUAAUAUAAAAUUUUCAUCUUGACCAUCUAAUAUAGCAGCAAGUCUAAAUAACACAUUAACAUUGUAUUGGGAAAUCAGGCAAAAUUUACAUAAUGUCUACGCACCCACAUGAGGAGCUUUAUGAAUAAAUUUUUCAGGUGAGUCCUGAACACCGUUUCCAAAGAUACACAUUCUUUUUGUAAUUGGCACUUAAAAUUUGAGUGAGUCCCACAGGGUGCACGUUGUCAUAACAGUGAAUACAUUUUGACUUAAAUUUAGUCUAAACUAAGAUUUUGCUUAGCAUGUUUUAUGAUACACUUAAUAUCGCGAUAUUAGCUAAGUAAGUUUACUCUCAGCUAAGAUUAUGCUUAGCAUGUUUCAUGAUACAUUUAACAUUGCGAUAUUAGCUAAGUAAGUUUAGACUCAACUAAGAUUAUGCUUAUCAUGUUUCGUGAUAUACUUGAUAUUGCGAUAUUAGCUGAGUAAAAUCUUAAAACUUAAAUGCAAAUUUAGUGUUAGGACCUUUUCAUGAUCCCAGGGGUCAGGAUCCCUGGGGUCAAACAUCCAUCAGAGGACAACACUUUAUCGAUGUAUAGAUGAGGAAAUUUUGAAAUUCUAAAUCUCAUGGAAUGUUAUUUGUUGUGCUUUACAAGUGAUAUUUACUUAAUAUUGUCCUAGAUUGAUGAUGUAUAUUUUGUUUUUGUUGUUGUAAUAUUACUCAUUUCAUGAACAAUAGAUAUUGUAAAGUCUCUUUUCAAUUUAAACAUGUGAUACCAGUAUUCCAAAAAAACCUACAUUUUUUGUGUGUUUAUAUUUAUAAUUACAUAUUAGAGACGUACAUGUACAUUACAUAUAACAAAAAGUCAUGACAGUUCAAAUGUCUUGAUUUUGUUCUGAAAUGAAUAGUAAGUCCCUAAACUGUCUUUCCCAACAAACUGUUUUAUAUUUAACUCUUCCCUAUAUAUGAUGUGAUAUCAUGCUACCAUUUUUGUAUAUCUGUUGGUUUGUCAGAUGUGUCAUAUUAUGUACUUUUCGAGAAAAGAGUUUUAAAUUACUUAUUUAAAAAAAGUGAAUUUGUUCUGAACACUGAAAUACAUUCAAU